GUCCGCGCGGAGCCCAAACAUUGGGAGAUUUUAGCGGCAGGAAUUACAGCGCUGUCUGACUGAUAACACAGCAAGAUGUAGCCAGAGAUGUGUGCUAAUGGCAACCAUGACUAUGAUCCAAUACAAGUUUGUGAGCUGAGAAAUGAUGUACUUUCUGAUAUCUAGCAAUUUCCCCUCCCUCUAGAACCACAACCAGGAAUAUAAUGUCGGAGGUGCAACUAUUAAGUCAGCCUAAUAAUGGAGUGUCUGCUCAUCUACGAACGAUGAACAAAGAUUCAUGCCAUCUUGGUUCCUCUGCAUGCCAUGAUUGUGAUUGGGUGAAAGUUGCAUUACCGUUUGUCUGCAAAGUGAUUCGCCAUGUCCGUGAAUUGGAAGCAAAGACUGAAGUUUGGUUCAGACAGUUUACAGCAUCUGUACAGCCGCAAACCCGAGACGGAAGUCAAUUUUCAGAAAAUAUGAAUGGGAAUGCUGAGAGAUAUGUAAUGCCAGCUGAAAAUAACUUUAAUCAAACACUUUCCAGUGACCUGACUUCACCUAACCUUUGUGUUAAAGGUGUUGGACUUGAGGCAACAGAAUAUGAACAAACGACAGCUUUGCAAGAAGAGGCAAGGGAGGUCCUCUCAGAGAUCAUCAGCUUGAUGGAACAACUAAAAGCUGAAUGCCAAAAGAAAAGUGAGGCUUUAAAAGCAGAAAGAAUGCGGGUGGCAACACUUGGAAACAAAAUUGAUCAACUGUCACUCUGGUGGCUGCAGGAGCUUCCUGAAGCUGUACAAAAAGAGCAUGAGCUAUGCUCACAGGAUAUAUAUGAAUUACAGUGGCAUGUUGAGGUCAAAGCAUAUCAUUUAAAAAAUCUACAAAAUCAAAUCGCCGAUGCAGAAGUACUGAACCAGAAACUACAGGAAGAAAUAAACUUAAUGGAAAAACUUGAAGAUCAACUGGAGGAAAAGCUGGAUUUGGAAUGGAACAUUAUUAAUGAUGUUGUAGCGCAACAAAAAAAGAUGACUGAAAUCUUUAAGAAGGCUGAUUGGGACCUUAAUGAAGCAAAUAAGGACCUUGUUGGUGAAAGUACUCAAGCACAUUUGCGACAAAAAGCAAUGCACGAGGAACUUGCCUCAAUAGAGAGUAAAACAGCGGACCUCCGCAAGGACAUGAUCAAUGCCAUGGCCCUCUUUGAUGUUUAUACUACUCAGGAGAGGGAAAUUCUGGAUCUACUUGCAGAAGCAGAAAAAUUGUACAACCAGCUUAUUAAUGAAUCUGCUGAUUUGACACAACAAAAAGAUAUCAGGAUAGACGAUGUGAAGCAAUUGAAAAGUAAGCAUGCAGAAAAACAAGACAUGAUAAGUGCCCUGACAAUGUCUUGCAGCGAACUUAGAAAAACUCUUAAAGACAGAGUACAAACUGGAGACUUUGGAUUGUCAGAACAACAACAAGCACUUCACAAAAAACGAAAUAACCUUACACAUUUGGAGAACACAAACAAAGAGAUUGAAUUGACGAUUGAAACCUUGAACAAUGACAUUAAAGAAAGUCGGCAGGAAAGAAAUAAAAUCAAGAAAGAGAUCCGGCAAGUGCAGGAAGUUUUAAAAAUUAAUAAAGGCAAGCUGCGCACCAUGAAGAAACAGCACUCCCAAGUGGAGAGGACUCAAAAUACAGCGAAAGCAAAGCUGUCUAUGCUGACAAAGACAAUGGCCGAUCAGGAAGAUCAAUUGAAGGCUGAGAUAGGAAAUUUAAAGAAAAGAAUCAAAGAAGCAAUUGUACUGCGAUCAAGACUUCAGGCCAAAGCUAAAUCAGAGGCUGAAGAAAUGGUUCGCAUUAAAGAUGGUAUCGAUCAGAAGAGAGAAAGUGUUUUAAAGAAGGUUACACAAGCUGAGAAAAUUGUUGAAAAUAUUGAAGCCAAGUUUAAAGAAUUUGAAGCCAUACACCAGACCCACAAUGAAACAUUCUUGAUGUUGAGCAAAAAACUAGAUGCAUUCAAAAGAAACCAGAAAUUGAAAACUGAAAAUCUACAGAAAGGAAAGGAAGACUUGCAAAAUCAGUUGAUUGAUGGUCAGAAAGAAUAUUUGGACAGCGUCAAUCAGAUUAACGACACCCUCAAGCAAAUUGAGACUAUACAGGGAAAUUUUUUGCAGAAGCAAACCUUAAGAACUAAGCUAUCAAAGGAGAUUGAAAAAUACAAAAAUAGCAUUAAGGAUCUACAACCAAUUCUGGAAGCAGUAGAGUUCAAGAAAAAUAAUGCUGCAAGCCUCAUCGCCAAAUUUAAGGCAGACCUUGAAAUAGCUAUGAAAAGGAAAACACAUGUGGAGGAAGAGCAUUGGAAAUUGAUUCAUGAUAGCAAGGAUAAACGUCAAGAGGUCGGGGUCAAAAACAGACCUAUUUAG
Molecule: messenger RNA, 2378 nt
Organism: Carcharodon carcharias (great white shark)
Lineage: Eukaryota; Metazoa; Chordata; Chondrichthyes; Lamniformes; Lamnidae
Product: coiled-coil domain-containing protein 178
Exons: 19
Coding region: 204-2378 (724 amino acids)
Source: RefSeq, a predicted model, not a curated record